CACAACUAUUACAAACCAACACACCUAUUAACAAUAGAAACUACCCAUAACUGCCUUUUAGAAACUGCCCUAUUGUUUUUUAUUUAAAUUAAUUAAAUAUGUAAAACACACUAAACGACACCACACUAAUUGACUCUAUACUAACUGACCCAAACAUCGACUCAUUACUCAUUCGGUUAUAUGUGAACAAACCUGAUUAAAUCUAACAAUCACGCCCUUAAUCGUUGUUUGUUCACACUGAUCUUCACAACAGCGUUGGUUCAUCAUCUUCAAUCAAGCCUUUCAUCCUUGCAUAAGGGUUUGGGCUUGGGUUGAGGUUGUAAAUGAUGAUCCAAUAGAUUUUAUGGAACAGUCUCCAGUAGGCCUAUCAAUACAAGGCAUUCUAAGGACAGCCUACAUUGAAGAGCACGCGAUCCUCCAAAAGCAGAUUUCUGACAACGAAUUCAGUGAUGUGGAUUGGAGUCAAAAUGCAAAAUCUUCAGCUUGUAAAGAAACAAGUAUUGAUGGGAUAAAUGGCCACGGACACAAAAGUGGAUCAGAUCAAGAUGACUCAAAAUGUGCAGAGGAAUUGGAGAAUGACGAAGGCCCGGGAAAUGGAACCUCAUUUUACAAACUAGAAAUGGUUAAGAUUCAGUUUAUUUCUGCUCAUGGGCAUCAGACUGAUGUUGAAAUAGAAGAUUUCAGGAGAGCUCGGCCCGAUGCAAUUGCACAUUCGGCAGUAAAAAUAUUGUCUCGUUUUAAAGCUGGUGGUGAAAAGACCAUUCAAGCUCUCAAAUCUCUCUGCAUGCGACAAAAGGGUAUGCAAGUGGAGGUAACCUCAGUCCUUACACGAGCAAUUUCAAUAUUUCUAUUUCAGUAUCUUGUGCUCCUUUUGAAAAUUUAAUGCCGCAAUUUCUCCAUAUUCAAGAAAGCAUGCACUUUUCU
Cuscuta campestris is the source of this 924-nucleotide messenger RNA. The record is from the annotation of a GenBank genome assembly. Lineage: Eukaryota; Viridiplantae; Streptophyta; Magnoliopsida; Solanales; Convolvulaceae.